AUGGAAGAGCACUUGACACCAUCGAUUGCAAUUCCCCGAUGGACGGGUAAACAACUUGAACUUAAAGCUCUCGAACCGUUUGACGACUUUGAGCUCAUUGCAAUGCCGCCGGCUGGAAACGGAGCUCCCCAGAACGACGUGAUCUUCAAGUUCUCGACCAUCGUCUGCUUGUUUCCUUUCAAGGAAGAUGGUGGAUCAAGGCUGGCUUUUAAUCGGCUGCUGCUCGUCGCGUCUUUCAUCUUCACCAGCUUGGUCUUGCUCGUUGGACUCGGAGCGAUCUACGAUUUCUUGCCUCGCUACAAAGGCAACAUCUUCCUCCAAGGCUUGAUAUUCAUUUACAUGUCCUGCUACUUGUCGAUAUAUCCAUGAAAGAAAAGAAGAGAUCGCAUUAGAAACCAGAGAACAAGGGAAGAACUAAGGAUUCGUUCUGUCCUGAAUGUAAUAGAAAACCGACAGCUGAAGUGGUUUGGUCACGACUGCCGCAUGGAACACCGUAGGGACCCUACCAAAAAGAUGGAGGUGAAACCAUUGGACAGGAGAUCCAGAGGAAAAACUGAAGAUGCACAUUGCGAUGAAGAGAGAGGUGAUGUUCACAGCUUGCGGCUUCUUUAA
Messenger RNA from Nezara viridula (southern green stink bug), 612 nucleotides. NCBI's taxonomy places the organism in Eukaryota, Metazoa, Arthropoda, Insecta, Hemiptera, Pentatomidae. The record is from the annotation of a GenBank genome assembly.